GAAACGGGAAACCGCAAUAAAGCUCUUUCAUGGCUAGAAAUUAGAAAGUCCGUUAUCCUGUAGAAAAUUGAAACAGAGAUUCGGUCAAAAAGAGAAAUGGCGAGGCUGACACUUCCCUCCAUGCUCCCAAGCCCAAGUGGAAAAACCCUAGCAUUCGCUUUCCUCGCCUCGAUCCUCUUCUUCCUAUCCUACCUCAUCGGCAUACACCAUCUCUCCUUCUCCUCUCUCCUUUUCUCAUCUUCCUCGCCUCCUUCCCUCUUCCAAUGCUCCAUUCAUCCCCCCUCUUCCCCUUUACCUCGCCUCUCCUCCUCCUUAGCCGCCGAACUCGACUUCCUCCCCCGUCACGACGCCGAUUCUCUCAUCCCGCUUCCAGCUUCCUACCUCCCCUCCAUUCCCUUCUGCUCCGCCAACUUCACUCACUACUGCCCAUGCCAGGACCCCAACCGCGAGCGCCUCUACCCUACAAUGCACUUCUCUCACCAUGGCCGCCACUGCCCCUUCCUUGCCGACCGGCCUUCUCCUCCCUGUCGCGUCCCUCGCCCUCGCGGCUACCGUGCUCCCAUCCCGUGGCCAGAGAGCCGUCACAGCGUUUGGUUCACUAAUGUGCCCUUCAAGAAGCUCACCGUGCACAAGGCUGAUCAGAACUGGAUUAGAAUUGAAGGGGAUAAGUUUGUUUUUCCUGGGGGUGGCACGUCCUUCCCUCACGGAGUGGAGUCGUAUGUGGGGCAGAUUUCCAAGCUGGUGCCGUUGAAGACCGGGGAGAUUCGUACGGUGCUAGACAUCGGAUGUGGAGUUGCGAGCUUUGGUAACCAACUACUGGAUUAUAAUGUGUUGACAAUGUCUGUUGCACCAAGAGAUCAACAUGAAGCUCAAGUACAAUUUGCCCUGGAGCGUGGUUUGCCUGCAAUGCUAGGAGUUUUAUCUAUCUUUCGUCUUCCUUAUCCAUCAAGGUCCUUUGAUAUGGUCCACUGUUCCAGAUGUCUCGUCAAGUGGGUUAGUCGUGGUAACUGCACUAGAAUCCUGCUUUUUUAA
This is a messenger RNA of Dendrobium catenatum, 1032 nucleotides long. Its product is annotated as probable methyltransferase PMT19. The record is from RefSeq and is a predicted model, not a curated record. The coding region runs from base 97 to 1032 and encodes 311 amino acids. NCBI's taxonomy places the organism in Eukaryota, Viridiplantae, Streptophyta, Magnoliopsida, Asparagales, Orchidaceae. Gene Ontology annotation, molecular function: methyltransferase activity. The transcript is spliced from 2 exons. Gene Ontology annotation, cellular component: trans-Golgi network; cytoplasm; endosome.